Molecule: messenger RNA, 13531 nt
Organism: Hypomesus transpacificus
Lineage: Eukaryota; Metazoa; Chordata; Actinopteri; Osmeriformes; Osmeridae
Gene: apoba
Product: apolipoprotein Ba
Exons: 29
Coding region: 74-13264 (4396 amino acids)
Biological process (GO): cholesterol transport; triglyceride mobilization; cholesterol homeostasis
Cellular component (GO): low-density lipoprotein particle; very-low-density lipoprotein particle; mature chylomicron
Molecular function (GO): low-density lipoprotein particle receptor binding; cholesterol transfer activity
Source: RefSeq, a predicted model, not a curated record
AUAUUUGCAUGAAGUUAAGUUGAGAGAGCUCAACAAUACUGUUAAAGGCUAAAGUGCCUUUUUGCCUCCCACCAUGGGUGACAUUAAACUCUGUCUGUUACUACUGGUGAGCAGUUACUCCUGGGCUCAACAAAAUGACAAUGUUGAUGACCAGACACCGACAUGCCUGUUGGCAACAAGGUUUAGGACCUUCAAGAAAUAUGUCUACCAGUAUACAACAGAAAGUCGAAAUGGGGUGACCGGCACAGCCAACCUCAGAAAUGGUCCCAAAGUCACUUGUCAGGUGGAGAUUGAAGUCCCACAGACAUGCAGCUUCCUCAUGCACACCAGGGACUGUGUUCUCAGCGAGGUGUCAGUCAUAGACCCUCAGGGUCAGCCAGUCUACCGACAGGCCACUGGGGCAGAGGCCUUUCAGGCUGCUAUGGAAAUGAACUCUUUAAAAUUCACGGUGAAAGAGGCCACUGAUGUGAAGCUCUUCCCGCAACCAGAUGAGCCUGUAAACAUUGUGAACAUCAAGAGGGGUAUAAUUUCUGCCCUCAUGGUCCCAGUUCAAGAGGAAGAGCACUACUCAUACAUGAACACAGUGCACGGCCUUUGCAAGAGUAAAUUAACGGUCAAUGCUAGAAAGGACAUUGUCACAGAUGUGACCGUGUUGAGAGAUCUUUCAGAGUGUGACCACUUCUACAGCAGGAGGUUGCCACACAGUCCACUUGCACUUCUCCAAGGCUGGAAUGUGCCAAUGUCUAGGCUCAUCACUAGUUCGCAAGAUUGCAACUAUCAGUUUGAUAACAGGAGAAAGCACAUGACUACUGCUAAAUGCACGGAAAAACACCUUUACCUUCCCUUCUCACAUGAGAAUAAUGGCAUUUCCACUGUGGUCACACAGACUCUGACCUUGCAAGACUCAGCAAAGAUCAACAACAAAUAUUUUGAGGUUGACCCCCGUCACAGUAAACCUCUCUACAUGGAGCAACCAGAAGACAAGGCCCCUGUUCAGACCAAAGAUGCUACAAUCAGCACUCUGCAAGAUCUGAAAGGUCUCUCCAACACUGACCAGGGCCAGAGGAGGGCCAGCCUGUUCCACAAGCUGGUCUCAGGUCUUCGCACCCUGAGGAACGAGACCCUUAGCCAGACUGUGGACGACAUGAUGGAGUUGUCUGGCAUGCUCAGCUGGCAGGCUCUGGCUCAGUGUGGAACGCCUGAAUGUACCAGCGCCAUCCUCCAAGUCAUCAGACCCAAGGAUGGUGCGGCUCUGGAGCGGGAUGCGUUUGUCUAUGCCCUUGGUCUCCAGUCCCACCCAGACUCCCACCGUGUCAGGGACAUGCUCAGUAUGGCAGAGUACAAGCAAAGCAAGGCCAUCAUGUAUGCUCUUGCAAGCACCGUCAGGAGGUUUCAUGAUGGACAGGUCACUCCAGAGGUCACUGAGGUGGCCAUGUUCAUGAAAUACAUGCUAGGAGACUGCUUGGAGGAUCAAGAUGUGACGUUCCUGACACUAAGGGUUAUUGGUGUUAUGGGUAAAGCCAUGCAGGAUGUCGACCCAUCAAUAAAAUCACCACUCCUCAUGUGCAUGCGGCAGUCAGCUGCUUCUCUCUCUGUCCAAAAGGCAGCAAUUCAGGCUUUCAGACUGAUGAGCAUUGAUGAAGAUGUUAAAAUUGCACUCUUGGAGAUAUACCAGGAUACAGGGAGCUCAGUGCAGAAACGUGUGGCAGCUUACCUGAUGCUGAUGAAGAGUCCAGACCAAGCACUUGUUACAGAGGUGGUCAAUACACUGAAACUUGAGCAGGAGCCACACCUCAGGAACUUUGUGGCUUCCCACCUAGACAACAUCUUUCGCUCUGAGGAUCCCAACAUUCUGGAUACGAGACAGUACAUUAUAGAAGCUUUACAAAACCAUGUAUCACCAGCCAGCAUGGGCUUCUUCACUGGGUCCAGCAACUACAGGAUGGACAACCCCCUAGUGUCCACACAGGGAAACAUCGUCUUCGAUUCCAAUGAGUCUAUGCCAAAAGAAAUCAUGCUGAAGACCACUCUGAAAGCAUUUGGGUUCAAUGUAGACAUUUUGGAGGUUGGUAUUGAAGGAAAUGGAUUUGAACCAAGUCUUGAAGCCCUGUUUGGGAAAAGAGGUUUCUUUCCUGAUUCUGCUUCCAAGGCCAUUUACUGGACCAAUGAAAACAUUCCAGGCUCACUAAAAGAGGUUUUGGAAAAUUGGAUUGCUCCAACGCAGAGUGAGAGAAUGAAAAGACAGGCUCCACAAGACCUUUUCAAUUACCUUGGUGAAAACUUCCAGAAGCUUGUUGUGGACUUGAGCUCUAAAAAUUCCCCGGAAGCUAUGGCCUACCUAAGGUUUCUGGGAAAUGAAUUAGGAUAUAUCAAGUCCAGCGAGAUGCAGGAAAUGGCCCAUUCUCUUUCCACGUACUACAAUGCUUUCUUCAGAGUCCUGCCAACCAAGGCCAUGGCCGCACUUCUGUCUAGCACUGACAGUGAGCUGUAUGCUCAAUACAUCUUCUUGGAAAAUGCCUUUUCCCUGCCGUCGGCAUCUGGCCUUCCUCUGAAAUUUUCCUUGACUGGUGUUUUUGCUGCCGGCGCCAAAGGAGGCUUCAGCUUCUCCCCUGGCAUGCAACUGUCUUUCAUGCCAUCUGUUGGUGUGGAAUUCAUUACACAAAUGGGUAUACACGUUCCUGAAUUUGUGGUAUCUGGGGUUGAGAUGCACACCAAUGUGUAUCACGAGAGUGCUGUGAAUUCCAAGAUCACUGUAAGCAGCAACCAGAUCAAGCUGUCCAUCCCCGUCCCCAAAGGACACACACAGCUCCUCAGUGUAAGCAACCAACUGCUAUCAGUCGCCAGCCAGACCAAAAUAGUACCAUCUAUGGUGGAAGACAGAACAGAUUCCUCUGAAUGUCAUCCACUCUUUACCGGUUUGAAAUACUGCACAAUACUGCGAUACUCCAAUGCCAGCUCAACCAAUGAUGCUCCUUACUACCCUCUGACAGGAGAGACCAAGUUUGCAGUUGAGAUCCAACCCACAGGCGAGGUUUCAGAAUAUUCCGCUGUCAUUACCUCUGAAACUCUAAGAGACGAGGAAGGACGUCGGGAAAUGGAAACUCUGAAGCUGACCUUGAAGGCUGAAGGGGCUGAACCCACAGAGGCAAGUGCAACACUGAAGUACAACAGAAACACUUUUGACACCGCAAUUAAUAUCCCUGAUUUUGACUUGGAGGCCGGGAUUAAGCUUGCGGUCACAGACAGUAUGGUCAAAGGAACGAAGAUGCGUGGCAUCACAGUAGAUGUCACUAACAAGAAUAUUCCACAGUUCACCCUGAUUGGACGUGUCAGACUAGAGACAAUGGAUGAUGGCAUGUUGCAAAUCCAAAUGGCUAUCCCCAGUCUGAGUACGGAAGCCUCUGCUACAGCAGUCCUGAAGAACUCUGAAGGUCUUGUGAUGCAAUUUAGCACGGCCAUCAAUAUGCCACAGUCCACUUCCCUGCAAAACGUCAUAGUCAGAUAUGAUAACAAUAAGUUUGAGGUUGAGAUGACGUCUGAUAUCAAAUCUGAUAUCCAAAAACUCAUCCCAAACACUGACAACUACCAGAGGCAGCUGCAAGAGCUCAUAGACAACAUCCUAGACCAGAAGGUGGCAAAGACAGAUAUGAAAUUGCGUCAUAUCGUUUCUAAAGGCAUUGAGGCAGGCAAGAUUUGGCUAGAUAAAUUUGGUGUCCCAUAUGUUGACAUUCUCCGAAACAAGAGGGACAUUGCUGAGUUCACUCUACCAAAGCUGCCUGAGAUGUUGUUUCUGCAAUGUGACAGCUUUUUCAGGUACCAGUUUAAUCAGAACACAAUGACCAUCUCACUUCCAGUCCCACUCGGAGGGAGUUCUUCCGAAGAUCUGAACAUUCCCACUACUUUGUCCAUUCCACUCAUGCGUGUACCUUUAAUAGGCAUUGAAAUACCUGCCAAUGACUACCCAGUUCCAUCGUUCACCAUACCACACACCUUUGAUUUUAAACUACCUCUCAUUGGCCUUGCUGAGGUAUCGACCAAGAUUAACAGUAACUUCUACAACUGGGAGGGUUCCAUCUCUGGAGGCAACAACACCAAAGAUAUUCCCAACUACAUUGCUCAGUACACAGUCAUGGCUCAAUCUCCCGUCAACCCACUCUGUUACAAGCUUGAAGGAACAGGAAUGAUCUCUGGGAGAGUUGAAGAUAAUCUGAAAUAUCUUGUGAAUGGCUCCUUCAGCCACAGCCUGUUUGAUGCCAGCUUUAGUGUCCUUGAAACCUUAAGUGUGAUGGAUAAUGUGAAGGCAAGGGCCAACUACAAAAUGGAAGCCUCAAGUCCUUUAGGUCUACACACUUCUCUGUACUAUUCUGCUAAGUCAGCUUCUACUGCGGAGGAAGUCACAGGAGAUGGUACUCUGGAUGGAAGCAUUUGCGUGGGCUCAUUUUAUACCAACUCAACCUACAGUCAUAAUUAUGUGGUUCGUCCCCUUGAAAGAGAAGGAAGAGGAGAGUCAAACCUGCGUGUGUACUCACCAUUGAUCCAGGCUCACAACAUAAUCCAAGGAGUGUACUCAAAUUCAGAGUUGUCCGUAUUAUCUAAAACAAAUGUGCAGAAUGAUGCUUUAAAGCAUGUGGCAGAGCUAAAAUACAAAAAUGCACAACUAACCCUUAAAUGUGAUGCUGCUUCAACUGCCUUCGACAAAGCAUUUCGUCACAAAGUUGAGCUUGGUCUGUCCAGUGAAGUAGCCAUUUUAAGAGUUGAGUCACAAGCUGAUGAUGCAACAAAUCGUGCUUACUCUCUUAUUACUGGAACACUGAAUUACAAUGGGCUUGAAGUAAAUUCUGAAGGCUCCCUUACCUUCACAGGUGGCCGUGGAUUGCACAAGGCCUCUGCAACAGCUAACAGAAAUGGCAUGGUCACCAGUAGUACCACCAGCUUGCAGUGCAGUCCCGUAACAUUUGAGAGCAUCUUUAAUGGGGUCUUGGAUAGCAACGGAGUCUCACUGUCAUUCUCGUCUAAAGGAAUGGCUGUGGAAAGCAGAGGAGAGUUCACCAUAGAGGGUUCUGUUUCAACUGCUGCCGCUUCCUUAAACAGCGUCUUGAAAGGCAAUGCUGCUGAUGCAAGCCUACGAAACACUGUGGAUUUUAAGCUGGACAGGCAUGCUUUGAAGUUCUCUAACAAUAUGAUGGGAUCUUUGAAGACAAUAAAAACUGAGAACAUCCACACUUUGACUCUUACCCUUUGGACCCUAGCUCUCCGCUCAAAGGUGGACAAUUAUAUUUGUGAGGAUGUUGCCUACAAACAUAAUAUCAUGCUUGACAUUAAGCCUUUUGUCACCUCCAUGAACAUGAAAAAUCAUCUCAAGCUGUUUGAUGUCACUCUAAACAAUGAGGGCCAAGUCAAAGUUGAGCCGUACAAGACGGACCUGUCAGGAAGUUUCAGAGGAGCUUACGGAGAGGACCAGGAGCUCAGACACACUUAUGAAAUCCACUAUGCAGACCUCACUGGCACACUAAAGUGCAGCACAACUGGAAAUCUAAUGGAUGCACAAUAUCAUCAGAACUGUGAACUUGAGUUUGCAGGACUUGCGUCUAAGUCUAACUGUGAGGCACGCAUUGAUUCAAAAUCCCUUCGUUUUGACAGCACUAUUCGCACCUUGGCAGUGCCAUUCAGCCUGACCAUUGAUGCCAUCAUCAACAGUGACAGUGAGAUGAAUCUUUAUGGGCAGCACACUGGGCAGCUCUAUAGCAAGUUGCUUGUUAAAGCAGAGCCCCUGGCGCUAGCAUACUCACAUAAUUGCAGGGCCUCAACCUCACACCUACUGGAAGGAAGUAAAUAUGAUACACACCUGGAUAACAAGUGUGAUAGUUUUGUUACACCCAGUGAACAAUCAUUGACCUGGAAGACUAAAUCCAAGCUUAACAACCAUGCUUACAACCAAGACAUUAACACUUACAACAAUCCUGAGAAACUUGGUCUAGAAUUUUCUGGGUUAAUGUCCACAGACUUUUUCAGCAAAACCAGAGAAGGUAGAGAUAGAAGGUCUGAGAAAGAUAAUGCAGAAUUCAGUGUAUCUGGCUUCUUGAAGUAUGAUAAGAACAGUGACUCACAUAUAAUUGAGCUUCCUUUUCUUGAAAGCCUUCCUGUUGCAUUUGAUCAGUUUAAAAUAACCAUUGUAAAUGCCUUGGAAUCCAUGAACCAAUAUAUUAAAAGUUUAAACAUUGACCAAUUAAUACGUGAAUUUAGGUCCAAUUUAAACCAAUUGCCUCACCAAGUAAGUGACUUCAUGGAAGAGAUAGACUUGGAGAGCAAGGUAAAAGAGAUCAAAAAUACACUUAAUUAUCUGACACAAGAGUAUGCCUUAACACUGGAUGAUUUAGAGAACUCAGUGGAAAAUCUAAGGAUAAACCUUGAACAAACUUUGAUAAAUGUUGCAACCCAAAUAACCAAUAUAAUAGCUUCUGUUAAGGAAUACAUUGACAAUGGUGAUUUAUCUACCACUCUUUCAAAUGUCCUCUCUCAGAUUGGAGAUGAACUUAGGUCCUUUGAUGACAGGUAUGAGUUCAGACAGACUAUUGUCAGAGCAAUUGAUGCAGCUGAAGAUAUAAUCAGACAAAUGGAUGUCAGCAAGCUCCAAGAUAGCAGUGUAGCCUGGUUUCAGGAUCUUGAUGCUAAAUAUAGAAUUUUAGCCAAGCUUCAAGAGAAACUGGCCGGAUUAAAACAAGUUAUUGACACCUUUGAUGUCACCAUGUUUUUACAGGACCUGAAGGAUUAUAUUCUCUCAAUACAUUUUUCUAAAUAUAUUGAGCAUCUUAACUUUCAAAUUUCAUCUGAGGAGAUGACUGGAGUUCUAGAGUCCGCUAAAGAUGUAAUUGUCAACUGGAUUGAAGAAUAUGCAAUAGAGCAAAAAAUCAAUGCUGUUUAUUUUUAUGUCAGAGAUCUAUUUCUUAGGUAUGAUGUUGAUGAGAAAAUAGGGGCACUCUUGCAACAAGUUGUAGUGCUUAUUCAAGAAUUCAGAAUUGAACAGACAUUGCAAACACUGGUUGAUAAUUUUAAAACUAUCUACUUAGAAGCUUUCUAUGACAAGUUUAUGGAGUUCUUGGAUAGUUUCAUACAACAAUUGAACGCAAUUGACUUCAAGCAAAGCAUCGAUGGGCUAAAUGAACACACAUCCUUACUAAUUAAGGCCAUUAAAUCAUUUGACUACAAUGUGUUUGUUGAUGAUGCAAACCAGAAAAUAAUUGACAUAACAAACUAUGUAAAUGAGCAGAUCAAAGAGUAUGAAAUUGCACAAAAGAUAGAGGCAUCCAGAGAGUUUGUCAGAGAGAUCCAGGGAUCUAUUGUCAAUUACUUGGAACAACUGAAAAAUACUAAAAUAGCAGAAAUUGUCAAAAUGAUGAUGGAUUUAAUUGACACAACAGCCUACAAUGAUAUAAAGAUGAAGGCAGAAGAAAUCCUUGAAGAUAUGAGGCAGAGAGUCAUUGACAUGGACAUCCGAGAGGAAAUGUAUAUCUAUCUUGGAAGGGCAAGUGAAUCCUACAGCAAUAUGAUUGCUUACAUUUCUGUCCAGUUUAACAAAGUAAUUGAACAGAUCCGGAAUCUGUCCAAAGACCAAGAGAUUGUGAACCAGAUCAGUCAGGCAGUUGAUGGUGUCCUCAAUGCACUAAAGUCAGCAAAGAUUGAGAUUCCAUCUUUUGUUAUUCCCAUUACUGACCUUGUCAUACCCACCUUCGAAAUUAACCUGAAUAAACUGCAGGAUAUUAAUAUCUCUGCUGACAUUUCAAUCCCUGAGUUCACAAUUGUUGGUACUUACACUGUCCCAGCCUUUACCAUAGAUUUGUAUGAAAUCAAAGCAAAGAUAAUUGCACUAAUUGAUCGCAUUCGAGAAAUUGAUAUCUCAAUCCCAGAACCUGAUCAAAUAUUUGGAGACUUAAAAGCAUUGUAUAUUCCUAGCUUCCCAGACUUAACGUUCCCAAAAAUCACUUUAUCAGAGAUAAGGUUUCCAGCAAUAAAUAUUCCUAAAUUGAAUCUUGAAAACUUUGAAAUCACAAUGCUUCCAAUUUCAGAAAUCAAGUUGCCAGAGGUCCCUAAUGAAGUUCAAUUACCAGCUUUCGGCAAGCUCUCUGGUGAACUAAGAAUAAACAUUCCUCAUUACACUCUUGUGACAGCAGUAGCUAUAGAGAACUCAACACUUACACCAAAAACCCCACAGUUUACAGCUACCCUCACCUCUCAGGCCAAAUCAACCAUUGAGUUCCUUGACUACUCUUUGGAUGCGACUGCUCGUCUUGAAGCUCCAAGGAUGAAAAAAUUGGUGUUCAUGGAAAGUGUUAAAGCUACACAUAUGACCUUCACUGUUGAUCAUGAGGGAUCAUUAACUCUCAGUGGUCCAUCAGCGGAGGCAUCAGCAAAGACCACUGCUAAAGCCACUACGAAUAUGUAUGCAGCAGAUGCAGUCACUAACUUUGGAUUUUCCUUGAAGAGUGGAAUAUCUGCAUCCAUGGACACUACCUAUAACCACAAUUUGAAUAUCCCAACUAAUGACAUCUCAAGCCAAGUCACCAUGACUCAAACUGCAGCUGCCAGUCUCGAGUCAGGAACUAUUUCUGUGACUGUUGGAAACAUAGGAAGUGGGAAGUGGUCCUUUCAGGAUUACUCUGAUGAGGGCACGCACAAAAGUGAUAUUGAAUUCAAUAUAAAUUUUGGCACUGCAAAGUUCGUUUUUGGUGGAGAAACUAACAGCAAGGCUGUUAACAUGAAGCAAACUGUGACUGCAGAAUCUGUCAUCUUCAGCCAUAUUACUGUUGAAGGAAGAGCUGAUACAGAGCUUCCUUUUAUCAAAAGCAGCAUCAUGAUUUUAAAUGGAGAGGCUCAUGUAGGGGAUUUGAAAAUUGCACUGACUGCCUCCCACAAUGCAGAGGUCAUUGGAAGAAUAAGUGGAAAUCUUUCCAACUCUUUGGAACUUUUGGUGAAGCCUUUUGAGAUUGUCCUGGAUUAUAGAAACAAAGUACAUUCAAAGACCAUUUUCCCCUUGAAACUUACUGGAAAGGUUGAUCUCCAACAGGAUUAUGGGGUCAUUCUUAAUUCUGAGGUGCAGCGUGUCUGCUGGGCUGGUCUUGCUCGAUUUAAUCAAUAUAAGUACAAUCACAACUUCAGCCUGGGCAACAAUCCUGAAGACAUAACCAUCCAUGCAACAAUGAGUGGGGAAGCAAAUUUGGAGUUUUUGACUGUUCCCCUCACCAUUCCAGAGAUGACAAUGCCUUAUCUUGAAAUACAAACACCUGCAAUUAAAGAUAUGUCUCUUUGGGAACAUGCUGGUCUGAAGAUUCUGCUAACCACUCCACGGCAGUCAUUUGACAUGAACCUCAAGGUUCAGUAUCAGAAGAAUCCAGACAUGCAUGCUAUUUAUUUUGAUCUGGAACCUAUCUACAAUGCAAUUCAUGGAAAUGCAGAUGUUCUUCGGGCACACUUUGAAUUAGGUCGAGAUACAUUGGUAGACCUUCUUACAAAUUCUUACAACAAAGCCAAGAAACAGUUAGAUAAAUACAAGAUUUUCACCGCCAAGAAUCCUCCUAGAAUAUUCACUGUCCCUGGUUACAAAAUCCCCAUGCUGAAUAUUGAGGUAUCUGCUUUCAGGGCAGAGUUACCUGCAUUUAGCUUUGUCAUCCCCAAGGAGGUUAGUACCCCAAGCUUUAAGGUUCCAACAAUGGGAUUUUCUGUGCCAUCCUAUACUUUAGUGUUGCCAUCUCUGGAGCUGCCUGUCCUUCACGUUCCUGAGACACUGAGUGAGUUGACUCUUCCCACUUUCACACUACCUGCCAUUAAAAACAAUAUCAUGCUUCCAGCCAUGGGCAACAUUACUUAUGAUUUCUCAUUCAAAUCAACUGUGAUCACCAUGACCACUAAUGCAGGCCUUUACAAUCAGUCUGACAUGGUGGCCAAAUUUGGAGCAACCUCAACAUCUGUAUUUGACAUUUUGAAUGGGAAGAUUAGUGGAACCACCAGUCUGACAAAAAAGAGGGGUAUAAAACUGGCUACUGCUGUGACCCUGGAGCACAAGAACAUGGAGGGAAGCCAUGACUGCUCUAUCAGCCUCUCAAGGCGGGGCAUUGAAGCUUCAAUGGCAAAUGUUGCAAAAGUUAAUUUGCCAUACAUUACUAUGGAAUUAAAUCAGGAACUAUUUGGGAACACCAAGGCCAAACCUAAUGCAGCCUCCAAGAUUAGACUGGAAUACACGUUUAACAUUCCACUAAUCGAGGCUGUAGGCAAGGGGAUUAUUGAUCAUAACUUGGCAUUGGAGGGAUUGUCAUCUUACUUCUCAUUGGAAACCACCACCAAAGGAAUGAUUAAUAUAACAGUGAUGAAUAGUUGCAAUGUUGCUGGACGAAUAGACAAUGACGGUAACUUGUACCUCAAUACAAAUGGCCUGCGAACAACAGUGAAGACGGAUUUAAGGUCAAACAUUGAUCACAAAACUGAAAACAUUUUGUCUUUGGAUGUAAAUGAAAAUCUCGCUCUUGAGGCAUCUCUACGACGUGUGUAUGCAACAUACAAUUACACCAGCAAUAACAAUGCAAACAUUGGACCUUUCAGCUCAAAAGGAAAGCACUUUGCUAAAGCAACCCUAGAUUUUGUACCGUUAACUACCUUAACAGCACAAGUGGAAAUAGACUUCACCCAGCCAUGCAGUUCUGGGGAUGCUGUAAUCAUUCAACACAUUGACCUUUCCAUCACCUCAGACAAGCAAACGUUCAGCUGGAGCAGCAAGGAACAGAUCAUUUCAGUGAUUCAUGCUUGUGAGUUACAGCUGACAAAUGACGAGGCUGAGGUGCGUCUGGAAGCAACUGGCUCUUUGGAAGCGCACUUGGCUUUUCUUAAGUCUAUUAAGCUCCCUGUCUACCAGAAGACGGUCUGGGACAUACUCAGGUUUGAUCAGGCUACCAGCAUAGAUAAACUGCAGUUCCUUAAUGUGUCAUCAUCUGUAGUUUAUGCAAAGAACAUGGAUGGAAUAACGUUUGCCUUACCAGCAAAAUUAUUUGAAGAUGGAGUCAUCUUUAGUAUUUCAGAAUAUACAUUUUCUGUUCCUACUUGGAUUAAAGAAAUACCACAGAUCAUUAGGAAGAUUGACAUGCGAUUUGAAAAUGUUAAUUUGCCUGAUCAAGUCCCUGUACCACCAGUCAUCUCUUUUCCACCUUUUGAUGUACCCUUCACUACUCUCCAUGUGGCAGCCUUUACAAUUGAUUUGAAGAAUUUAGAAAUACCUAAAGUAAUAACCACCAAAGCCUUUGACAUCAUGCUCCCUUAUCUGCUAAAAAUGGAGGUCCCCAGUUUUGAUAUUAACACAGAGUAUCUUCAAAACAAAAUGUCUUUUCUGUCAGUGAAGAUACCACAGUAUGACAUUACCAUCUCCUCUCUCACCUUUCCUAAAUCCUUGACCAUUGGGGAGCGUACAAUCCACCUGGAUGAUAUAACAAAUUACAUUUCCAACUUUGAAAUACCAACUGUUACCAUCCCUGAGCAAAACAUGGAAAUCCCUGAAAUCACUCUAAACCUGCCUGUGAGUGUUUUUAUCCCAGCCUUUGGCACACUCUCCACUACUGUUAAGGUUUCCUCCCCAAUUUACAAUAUUACAUCAACUGCAAAGCUGGAAAAGAAGGAUUCCAGCCUCGUCACCUCACUUAAGUCCACCUGCACCUCCACUAUGAUUUUUGCGGAGUACGAUCUGGAUGCCACAACAACCCUUGAGUUUGAGAAUGGAUUGAUCAGUCUAAACGGAACGUGCAACUUGAUUCACAGUGAUGUAAACGUUGACUGGCAGCAUGUUUUUGCACAAAACUUUAGGAUGAAACGUCAAACUUCUCCUGAUGUUGUUGUCUCCCGUCAUACUCUGAAAAUAGACCUUACUAGUCCCACCUUUGUUGAUGUCAUCUUCCGCUAUGCAUCUCACAAGGACGGCAUCACUGCCUCCGUGUCUUCACCAUCAUCUGGUUUCCUUGGAUUCCUUUUUCAGCGGAGAUCACCAUCACAGGUGUAUGGAAAAAUAUUCAGCCGUUAUCUGUCUACACCUGACAAGGAUACUGAUAUUCUUAGUGUCAAAGCCACUCUAAGAAACUCUGAGAAGUUGAGCCUUCAGACCGCUUGGAACCUGGAUGGCCUACAUCAAAUGAUUGAAGGGUCUAAAGAGAGGAUUCCUGCCGUGACUGAGGCACUGCUCAAAUUCAUGAACAAGUAUCACACAGCUCACUUUAGUUAUGAUGUCAGCCGAGCAUUCAUGAAGCUGAAGAACUCCAUCUCUAAUGUCAUAGAGAGAGCUUAUCAUGAAGUCCCAAUGACUUUUGAUACAGUAAAGAUUUCAAUACAACAGUUCAGUGAUCUAUUCAGUGACCAGAGUAGAGAUAUGUACAUGAAGAUUCUUGACAACAUACCCACUGUAAAAAUAGAAGAUUUUAAAGACUAUUUUCUCAUGAGAGCUAAGCAAGUUCUACAACACUGUGAGCAGAGCAUCAAAAUUCUGUUAGAUGCCGUGAGUAAGUUUCUGAGUGAAACUAAAUUCAGUCUUUAUGGAUUUAAUGAGAAAAUUUCUGGACAGGAAAUCUACCAGAGUGUCAGUCAAUCUUUAUCUACAGCCACUGACAGGGCUGGCCAAAGGUUAUCAAACCUCAUGGAGGCGGUAACUGAAACCACUAAAAGUGGAAUUGGAGAUACUGAGUUUACAGUCCCCGGCUUAAAUGUAUUUGUUAGUGGAAAGUUGAUACUGGAAAAAGUUAGCUAUACAAUAGGUGCCAUUCAGGAUCUCAGGGACAACAUGUCCUUAGAGAGGCUCUUCCAGAAAGUAACUGAUUUCUUACAGCUAUGCAUUCAAAAGACAGAGGAGGUUAUUGCCUCUUUCAGGGCUGAAAAUCGUGAGUUUGUGUCUCACAUCGACAGCAUCUCUGCAGAAAUUCACAACACUCUGCACUCUACAGAGUAUCAACUGGAAAAAGCUAGGAAAAGUGCAGCCGAGUAUAAAGAUCUUGCCAAACUGAAAGUACAGGAAGUCUAUAAUGGCAUGACAUUGGACCGUGUCAAUAAUGACCUUAAUUACUUCAUUGGUGUCUUCCAAUCUCAGUUCUUUGGGAUGAUCCAUGGAAUGAUUGACCUAACAAGGCAGGCAACACAGAACACAGCUCCGUAUGUCAGAGUGAGCAGCAAAAAGAUGGACAUUGAUGUUCCUCUUCCCUUCUUUUGGAAAUCUUUCAGUGAAUGGCCAGCACAGAUAAGGCAGUGAGAAAGGAAAGUACCUCCACUUCAUUGGAAAUGGCUGUGAACAUUGUUAUUAGGAAAUUAAUUUGAAUAUAUUUAAAGUUGUUACUCACCCUCAAGAUUUUGUUUUGUUGUUACAGUUUUACAUCUCUGUUUAACUGCAAAAAGCAAUAUACUCUGCAAAACUGAGUUCUGAAUAAAAUACGUCAGUGCAAGCAUUUCCCUAUUAACUGAAAAUGUUCUUAAAAGUAUGAUUGACAGUAGAAUACUUUGGUUACCUUGAGAUAGAAGA